GCUUUAUUUACAAAAUUUCUUAGGGUUUAUAAACUUAUAUCUAUAUAAGCAUACAUAUGUUAAUUCAUUUUUUAGAUUUCUGAAAAGUUCGAUAUUUGAAUUUUUUCUUCUAAAUAACUAAAAUUAGUGCAUUUUUAGAAGUAUUUCAGAUAAUUGGUGUGAUGAAAAAUACUGUAUUGCUUGCAAAAUAAAUCAAGUCUAUAGAGGUUUCAAAAAAAAAGUCAACACACUUUGAUCCUUUAAUUUCGAAUUAAUAUUAUAUGCAUAAGGAAUGUCUAGCACCAAUGAAUUUUAUUCAAUUCAAUAAAGGGCAAAUAAAAUGAGUCUUUUGGUUUUGAAAAUGAAAAUCAAAGCCGAUUUUUAUGUUUGGUUCACUGUUUUCAUGACAUCCUAAAAAUUUAUUGAUACCUUAUACUUAUUGGAAAAGGGAAACCCAUUUUUUCAUCAUUUUUUACUAUUUCCUUUAUUUUCUUCUUCUCGUAGACAGUAAACGUAGUUUAAUUUAGGUAUGGUAAAGAAGCGCAAAUUUGGUAUCCUUUUGCAGAACAAUAGUCAUCAGAGGAAACUUCAUACACCGCAGCAAAAGCUACACCAAUUGCAAUAUUUUCAUGAAAAGUUUCAAAUCCUUCGUACCACUCAGGGAAAUCAGUACAUGUUUCGGAAGUUUGAGGUUGCUCGGACGUUUAUGGUGCUGGGCUUCACCAUGAUAUUAAUUUACAUCAUGCAAAUGAACUAUGGUUGGGUUUUGGGUAGCCUUUGGAUGAUAUUACUGUGGAUGUUUGGGUUCUUUCAGUUUUCGAGUUUAAUUAUCCAUUGGGUAUGGCGGUCGUCCGAGGUGGUAUUAUACACCGAUGCACUACGGCGCGCAGAUAUUAUGAUGGAGCCGAUAACGAAGAAAAACACAACUUCCGGUGAGAAUGAAACGCUGUCCUUUGGUAGUAGCUGCAUGCAAGGGUGGCGUCGCUCGAUGGAGGACUCCCACACCCUUAUGCUUUUAGAAGACGGCGGCUUUUUUGGGAUCUAUGAUGGCCACAGCGGGCCCUCCACCUCGAAGUUCUGCGGUGAGCGGAUGUACGAGUUCGUCUCUCGAACACACGCGUUUCUGAGCGGCAACAUCGAGAAGGCCCUCUACGACGGCUUCAUGGAGGUCGACCGCUACCUGCACACCAGCGGGGAGGCCUACCGCAGUGGGAGCACAGCCGUGGUGCUUUACGUGAAAGGGGAUGAGGUCUACUGCGCGAACGCCGGGGACAGCCGUUGUGUGCUGUGCAAAGACAGCGAGGCCUACCCGUUGAGUCUGGACCACAAACCCUUCAACCCGAUCGAGCAAAUCCGCAUCGAGCGGGCCGGGGGGUUUGUCAUGAACCGCCGUGUGAACGGCGCCCUGGCCUUAAGUCGGGCCAUCGGCGACUUCAGUUUUAAGCGAAAUUCUCAGGUUUCGUGGGAUCAGCAAGCCGUGACGAGCGCCCCGGAGGUUCGUACGCACCAUCUGAAUCGGGACCGAGACGAAUUCGCCGUUAUCGCAUGUGAUGGGAUUUGGGAUGUCAUGUCAAAUGAGCAAGUGAUCGACUUUGUACGCUCGUUUAUUCAGAUGCGGAAAUCACUCGGGGAGAUCGCCGAGAUGCUGAUCGACCAGUGUCUUUCGCCGUACCCGUUUGGAAUGGGCUGCGAUAACAUGUCUGUUGUUAUUAUUAAGUUUAAACGUAGGCCACUAGGUCAGUCGUUGUGUACAGAUUCGAGUCCUAGGUUACCCAAAUUGGCUCUAGCGACGACGUCUUCUAUCUCUGAGGUUUCUAGAAUGGACUUGCCAACAUAG
Messenger RNA from Phytomonas sp. Hart1, 1816 nucleotides. Lineage: Eukaryota; Euglenozoa; Kinetoplastea; Trypanosomatida; Trypanosomatidae. The record is from the annotation of a GenBank genome assembly.